Molecule: messenger RNA, 980 nt
Organism: Umbelopsis ramanniana AG
Lineage: Eukaryota; Fungi; Mucoromycota; Umbelopsidomycetes; Umbelopsidales; Umbelopsidaceae
Exons: 2
Coding region: 11-946 (311 amino acids)
Source: RefSeq, a predicted model, not a curated record
CAUCAACCAAAUGUUCGCUUACGACGCUUACAAAAAGAGCAAGGAAAGAAAAGAAGGUACAAAUCCUGGAGCUGGAGAGUUUCGAAAACUGUCAACGGAUUCAGACAGAACGCCACUCGGCAUUGAUAUGGAUCCAAAGGGAUUGGAGAGGAAACCAACGUUUUUAGAGGUCAAAGACAAGAAGGCAGCUAGGAAGCAGUUGGUCGUGCUUUUGAUCUCGUUGAUUGUCGAUGUCGUCCUACCUCUUGUUCUAUACUAUAUCCUCAAGAACUACGUAUCCUUAAUAGCGGCAUUGCUCAUUUCCAGUGCUCCACCAGCGAUCAGUGUUGUUGUCAAGGCGAUUAUCUUCAAAAGAGUGGAUCCACUUGGUAUCAUUAUUAUCUUCGGUUUCGCCAUCUCGGCCAUCAUUUCCGUGGUCAAUGGAGAACCUCGUGUCCUGUUGCUUAGAGAAUCGGUCGUUACGGCAGCAACAGGCCUUCUCUUUCUACUCAGUUUGAUUCCAUUCAAGAUUGGCCGGUUUCAGAACAGACCUCUGAAUUACGGUGUUACAGCUCAAAUGCUGGCUGUGACUCCUCCUAUUCAGUACUUCAGAUAUGGUGAGAUGGUGGAAAAGAGCCGCGCAGAGUUCUGUUGGGAGUUCAGCCCUAUCUUUCGAAAAUCAAUGCGGAUCGGCACUUUAUUGUGGGGUCUGGCGCUCGAAGCUGAAUUCACAGCCAAACUUAUCAUGUACUUCAGCUCCAUCACCAUCGAUCAAUUUGUCCUCUACGGCAAUAUCGUGAUGGGUGUGGUAUUUGGUACUAUGACCAUCUUCACCGUUUUUCACUCCCGACGCACACGCAUGCAGGUGGGUCUUCAGAUGGAAGACAUCAAGAGGCAACUCGAUGAUGAUGCCCGCGAAUACCAAGCUGAGCAUGCGCCAUACGCUCCAGAGUUCAACACAGUCUAGCUGUAGAUUAGUGCAUAGGAAAGUGCAUGCGCAG